Molecule: messenger RNA, 663 nt
Organism: Manacus vitellinus (golden-collared manakin)
Lineage: Eukaryota; Metazoa; Chordata; Aves; Passeriformes; Pipridae
Product: keratin, type II cytoskeletal 80
Exons: 6
Coding region: 1-663 (220 amino acids)
Biological process (GO): keratinization; intermediate filament organization
Cellular component (GO): keratin filament
Molecular function (GO): structural constituent of skin epidermis
Source: RefSeq, a predicted model, not a curated record
AUGCCAGGCAGUAAAUCCAGGCAGGUGCAGGACCUGGAGCAGCAGAACAAGGUGCUGACCACGAGGUGGAACUUCCUGAAGGAACAGGACAAUUCCCAGUCGGACGCCGACGUCCGGGCCAUCUACGAGCAGUUCAUGGGCAGGAUGAGCCAGGAGAGGAAGGCCCUGAGCCUGGAGCAGGAGAACCUGGAGCGGGAGCUGGAGAAGGUGCUCGGCACCAUGGACGCCUUCCGCAGCAAGUACGAGGAUGAAAUCCGGCUCUGCAGCGGGAUGGAAUUCACCUUCAUGGAGCUCAAAAAGGAGCUGCAGGAGCUGCUGUCGGAGCUCAAGGACAUCUCGGUGGUCCUGGGCAUCGACCCCUCGUGCCCGAUGGACCUUUCCCGGGUCGUGGAGGACGUUCGGGCCCAGUACGAGAGCCUGGCCCGGCACAGCUGGAUCGAGGCCGAGGCCCUGUCCAGGAGGAAGCUGAGCGAGGGCCAUUCCCAGGCCGGGACGUUCGGGGGGCACCUCCUGGAGAGCCGGAGGGAGAUCGCGGAGCUCAACAUCCGGAUCCAGAAACUGCGCUCGGGAAUCGUGUCCCAGAGGAGCCAGUGCCUGUUCCUGGAGGAGCACAUCCGGGAGGGGGGCGAGCAGGGGGACACAGCCCUGGGGGUGUCCUUAUGA